Messenger RNA from Ornithodoros turicata, 4471 nucleotides. RefSeq names its product receptor-type tyrosine-protein phosphatase N2-like (gene IA-2). Gene Ontology annotation, biological process: protein dephosphorylation; regulation of secretion. The record is from RefSeq and is a predicted model, not a curated record. Gene Ontology annotation, molecular function: protein tyrosine phosphatase activity. The coding region runs from base 193 to 3234 and encodes 1013 amino acids. Lineage: Eukaryota; Metazoa; Arthropoda; Arachnida; Ixodida; Argasidae. Gene Ontology annotation, cellular component: secretory granule; synapse. The transcript has 25 exons.
CGACCAAGCGACAGACCCUUAGCGCCACCUCGCGGUCGGAGACCAGGUGGUGGUUGGUACUUUUUUUUUAAAGCUGUUCUCCACGGUCGUGUGUUGGCGACCUGUAACGCCGUUUCAAAGUCAAUGCCGCUGCUUCACAGCCUCAAGAGCGACGCUACAAUGGAGUAAACAGGAUAGCGUGCCAUCGGCGAUAUGCUGCCAUCAGCGACGUUUUUGCUAGUGCUCAUCGCGGCACGAUGUACGGCGGACAGCAGUGUCGGGUGCUUCUUCGUAGAGAACAUCUGUGAAGAUGAAGAGGUCUGUUUCGACGACGGCCUCUUUGGCCGAUGCGAGAGCGCGGUCCAACUGGCACAGCAGCGGACACUGUGGCGACCUGAGCUGUCCCACGCGGACGUGAAGCUGCUCGAGUCGGAACUGGAGCGGCUAUGGGUGGCAGGUUACCGCUGGCACCACGUGUACAGCCAGUGCGUCAUCCGAUCCGCCCUGGGCGCCAUCAAACAUCAACGGCUCUACGACCCGGGCUUCUGCGCACGCACGCUACGCACCACGCUACCCGUUGUCACUGACGAAAUCGCGAUGGAAUUGGAACACCUGGGUCCAGGAGACAUGGCAUUCAUCAAAUUCACCCCGAAUGUCGAAGUGACGGACGGUAUCUCGUCGCAGUUCGCGGAUGAAGUAUUUUUUCCUCCAUUAAGCAAGAGUGCGGAAGAAGCUCUACUACAAGGAACCGUUGCACUCCAGGAACCGGAGAACAAACCUGAGCAGAGGUCGGCUACUUUGCCGGAACUUAAGGAGGUUCUCAAGAACCACGCUGAUAAAAGGCGGCAACAGGGCUACUUGAUAGGCUCUGACGGAAAGGACAGUGAGGACAGUGAGGACGAAGAACUGGCUCUUGGAUUGCUGGAUUACUUGCGUCAAAUGGACAAGGAUACAGCUUCCUUCUUGGACGAAAACACGGGCCGUUACGACGUUUUCACACCACCAGACGUUCCUGUCGUAGAGACCGAACUGUCUUCGGAUUUGGACCAACGCCCAGUACUAAUGGAGGAUGGGGCCAUUGAAUGGAUUCCCGUGGAAGGAAGGAAUGAGGAAAGCAGCGACGACCCUGGAGACUCCGCCAUAGUUCUUCCAGAAAGCGUCCGUGAAGACAGCCCUCAGAUUGAGGAGAUUCUCUCUGUAGUGGCGGAGCAGCGAAGUGACCGGAGCGGCGAAUCUGUCCCAUCCGAGAAAGAGGCCAGCCAGGCGUCACAAAAUGCUGGUGGCGCCGCUUUGGAGAGUCCUUCAAGCAAAUGGGAUUCGGAUGCACCCACCUGGAAAGGAAGUGCGGAAGAGAAACCUUUGCAAUUAGGGUGGAUGGACUUCGUUGACGACGCUGCAUACUCUGGUUCGCCUGCUGACGAGACCUUGGACAUCAGCGUACGUCAAGACCCGGCUUUUCGACGGCCUAUGCGGUACGACAUCAAGAAGCCGGGACCAACUUAUUUCUACCACGAGCCUGAGUCAUCAGAAACGUCAAUGGAAAACGCCCAGAAACUGCAGAAGAUAAUGCUGAUGCAGGAGAAGCUCAACGCAAGAACACCAGAGGACAUAUCGAAGGAAGAUGCGGUGCUCGACCACCUCAAGGAAGUCGGUCAGUCCACCGGCAAGCGGUACGAAGCAGCAUACAGACGGGUGCCCCACGAGGACCGAAAGGGGUCCGACGAGGUCGGACCGAAAUCGGACGGAUCACCGGACAACAGUGUUGCCUACGUCGUCGUCAAGGAAAAUCCUAUCACUCAAAGUGAUGCGGACCGACUGGUGAUAGCUAUGGAGAGGGUGCUACGUCUUCCAUCCGGGACUCUUUCCAAUACUAAGGUUGACGGCAGUCGUGUAACUUUGAAGGUCAACCCAAAUGCCCUCAACCUUAACGCUUCCACGUUGGCUGCCAAAACAGAGAGCCUGCGAAAUAUCCUCCGUGACCGCACCAACCUGACUGUCGUGGCAGCUGGAACAGACGGCGAGGCUCAGCUGGAGGUUAUUCGUCAUGCGAGCGACGGUCGCCUGCUGGUGGCGACAGUUGCCAUCUGCGGUUCCGUGGCAGCGAUCGUCGUCGCUGGUUCCCUCGUCUACCUCCUGCGACGCCAUGCACGCUCCAAGGAGAAGUUGCAAAGCCUCGCUCAGUCACAUACCGAGCCAAGCCAAGACUAUCAGGACCUGUGCCGCCAGCGAAUGGCUGCCAAGAAUCACGAGAAAUCUGAGCCGAUGCGCGUCACAGCGCAGUCCCCCAAACGGGUGAGCAGCCUGUCGCAAAGUGACCCUUCGCAGCCAGGAUCACGCUCUUCUACUUCUUCAUGGAGCGAAGAACCGGUCACCUCAAACAUGGACAUCUCGACUGGUCACAUGAUCCUGACUUACAUGGAGGAUCACCUCAAGUGCAAGGACCGACUGGACCGAGAGUGGGAAGCUCUGUGCGCGUAUGAAGCCGAUCCCAGCGCCACCGCCACUGCGGCAGCCAACAUGAAGAAGAAUCGUUAUCCGGACGUCUUGCCAUAUGACCACUCCCGAGUCGUUCUGAACGAUCUCUCCAACAUGAACAGCUCCGAUUACAUCAACGCCAGCACAAUAACAGAUCAUGACCCGCGGAAUCCAGCUUACAUUGCUACUCAGGGCCCUUUACCGCACACCGCCGCUGACUUCUGGCAGAUGAUCUGGGAACAAGGCAGCGUGGUGAUCGUGAUGCUGAGCAGGCUCAUGGAAGAUGGCGUUGCCAUGUGUCACCGCUAUUGGCCUGAAGAAGGUAGCGAGGUCUACCACAAUUACGAGGUCCACUUGGUGUCGGAACACAUCUGGUGCGACGACUACCUUGUGCGCAGCUUCUACUUGAAGAACCUGAAAACGAGUGAAACCCGGACGGUGACUCAAUUCCACUUCCUCUCAUGGCCAGACAACGGAAUCCCCUCUUCCAUCAAAGCCAUUCUCGAGUUCAGGAGAAAGGUCAACAAGUCUUACAGAGGUCGCUCCUGCCCAAUUGUCGUUCACUGCAGUGAUGGCAUUGGUCGUACGGGCACCUAUUGUUUGAUCGACAUGGUUCUCAACCGCAUGGCAAAAGGCGCAAAGGAAAUUGAUAUCGCAGCUACCUUGGAACACCUUCGAGAUCAACGUGCUGGGAUGGUUAAAACGAAGGCCCAAUUCGAGUUCGUGCUCAUGGCCAUUGCAGAGGAGGUGCACGCCAUUCUGAAGGCCCUGUCACACUGAGCACACGGGUCCAGGACAGGACAACCGACUCUUCCUGCGGUUACAAGAUCGAGAACUGCAUCGUCGAGCAACCUUUGACAGACAAAGCCACGAAGAGUUGCAUCGUUCCUUUCUUCCGUUCAUUUAUAAUUAAUUUCCAACACGAAUUACGCCGUAGGUUGUUCUUUUGCGGAAGAAAAUCGAGCACAGCCCGAUUGAGUGAACUCGCCGAUGAUGGCGAUAUAAUGCAAGACGAUGUUCGAUUACAAACGUAUUACUUAUUUACUAGACAUAUUUCAGUCUUACCUCGUGGACCGACUAAUUUAACGGGUACUUAUCACGUACGUCCCGUAUUUAUUUGGUUUGCAGAACCCUCUUCCCGUUCGAAUGGGCUCUGACGAUGUCUGGCCUUCCCCAGCCUGUCCCCUGUAUGCAUGCAACUUUUUCGCCUCAUUAUUUUCCGGAAUCACUCCGCGAUAUACUUUUGCCAAAAUUGGGAUUGAGCUACAGGCAACCGUUUCCAGAAGUGUUCAGUCUUUUUCGGAUCCAUACUGACGUCAUCAACGACGUUAUCAGUGAGCUUCCGGUCCGACCGCCCCCAUAUAAGUGUUGAUAGAGCUGAGAUAUUAUUCUUAGAUAGUGUGUUCCGCUUUGUUCGGUUGCUUACUGUCAACGUACGCGCAGUUACUAGGUAGUGUAUGUGACAUACAACACGUUCCCGGAUGUUUAUGCACAAGUCGAGACGUUCCGUUUCGUCUUUUUCGAGAUGUACAUAACUAUAGCUUAACGUGACUGCACGCAGUGAGCUCCCCUGCAAAUAUUAGCGCCCCAGCAGAUCGUGUAUUUGUGUAUAAAUAAAAGGCUAUUUAUAAACCAUGUAUAAUGUAAAAAAGAACAAAAGGUAUAUUUUUCCUCCUCAGAGGCCUGUUUCGCACGUAUUAAUGAAUACACAAUCAAGUUCUAAGAUGUAUUUGCUAGUUGUUGAAGACUGGUGAGAUUUCGAGAGUCUAUUGCAACCCGCGCCAUACAUACAUGUGAUACAUAGUUUGUGUUGCCAUAUAGUGAAGGAAACGCAGAGGGGAAUAUGUGUUACAAGCUCUUUGACUGGGCGGCGAUUGCAUUUUACUUCCUAUCUCUGUCAUAAUUGGUGCAUUUCUUUCGGACAUACCUCGAUUGUAGUGUGUGAUAUACUGUUUACUGUCUCGGUCAGAAUGUGUAGUAAAUAUUUGACACUGCAGAUAAACUCAUUAGUCUGGAA